UGUUGGGUCAGGGGGUGCGUGCGGCUCGCGGCAACAGUAGGUUCGUCACAGCCGCCGCGGAGAGGGAGGGGCGCCGCCCGGAGCCCAGAGUCUCCCCAGGCCUCGCCGGGCGCGGCUGCUGCUCCCCUUCCGUCCCCUCCGCUACCGCCGCAGUGGUAGCGCCCGGCUCCAGCUGACCGGCCUGGAAUCCCGGCUCCCAGCCCCGGACCCUCCGCUCCCAGCGACCCCCCGCCCCGGCGACGCGGCCCCGCCGGAGACUCGGCCCUGCCAUGGGAGACGCCGGCAGCGAGCGCAGCAAGGCGCCCAGCCUGCCGCCCCGGUGCCCCUGCGGAUUCUGGGGGUCCAGCAAGACUAUGAAUCUCUGUUCCAAAUGCUUUGCUGAAAAAAGAAAUCCACACAAUGAAAAAGAUUUCCAAAAGAAGCAGCCAGAUGAUGACUCCACUCCCAGCACAAGCAACAGCCAAUCAGAUUUGUUCUCUGAAGAAACAAACAGUGACAACAGCAAUACCUCUCUAACUACGCAGACUGUUAACUCCAACCAGCAACUUUCGACAGAACUGAAUGUAACUUCGCUGAGUAAAGAGGAAUGUGGGCCAUGCACAGGUACACCUCAUGUCUCGUUAACUACACCAACCAAAAGAUCCUGUGACUCUGAUUCACAGUCAGAGAGCGAGGCUUCUCCUGUGAAACGGCCACGGCUACUGGAGGACAGUAAUGACAGGCCUGAGGAAACCAGUCGAUCCAAACAGAAGAGCAGACGCAGGUGCUUCCAGUGCCAAACAAAACUGGAGCUAGUACAGCAGGAACUGGGAUCAUGUCGCUGUGGUUAUGUGUUCUGUAUGUUGCAUCGCCUGCCUGAACAACAUGACUGCACAUUUGACCACAUGGGACGUGGGCGUGAGGAAGCCAUUAUGAAAAUGGUGAAACUGGACCGGAAAGUAGGGAGAUCAUGCCAGCGCAUCGGCGAAGGGUGUUCCUGAGUGCGAGACUCUGCAACCAAAUGCUGUUCUUAGUUCACUAAUGUUAGCCUUAUUUAGGACAAAGUCAGCCAGACACCUUGUACUGGGCAAGUUUCAGACUACAGCCAAUCAGUUUCCUUUCUUUAGCCAACCGUCCUGGUACUGUAGUUUAGGGGUUGAUGGUGGUUGAAAUUGAUUUCUGGCUGGUUACAAAGGUGCCUGCUAGCCAAUGUAUAAAAUUAAAACAUGAAAAAAUAUUUUUUCGAGCAUGGCUAGUGGAUUUAAAACACAACAAAACAAAAAAUCCAAAGGCUUCGAUUAUUGCUGGAGUCAAACUCUAAAAGCCUUACGCUGGAAACCUUCCAGCUGCAGAGUUAUAAUAAACAGCUGAGUAGAAGCUGGUGUAAAAGUUUGCUAUGCACACGGCUUUCAGACAAACUGUGUUUAAUGUGCAGCCUUUCACCUCUUCACUUCUAGUUAAUCCUGAAGAGAUGAAACUCCACUAAGAGCAGCCGUGGUAGCUGCUAAGCCCGGAAGACCUGACUGGUCAUCCGUGCCUUCAUCACGCGUGGCUUUUGAGGUUAGGCAAUGUCACCAGCAUCAGGGAUUCUGUUGGGGAGGGAACAUCUUUCUGGUUCUUCCCAGGAAGCCAAAAAGAGGGGGGACAGAGAUUCUUAUGAAAAAAUUUUAUAUCUAACUUGCUGCAGAGAUCCUGUUUUUCUUCAUUUAAAUUAUGGUGAUCUCAUUUUAAAGCUGGUUACAUCCUAGAGCAGUAACAGUGUGUAUUCUCUACAUGGCAUCCAUAGAAUUUCUAAGCGUUGUCUGACCAGAUUCCACGGUUGUUAUGUAUGCUGACCAGUGCUGCCAUUCCCACCGGCCGAAACCUGAUUGGCUCUUGUUUGCCUUUUGCUAAGUGCAGGUAUCUGAUAAUUGAUCAAAUAAGGCUAAUUCACAGCACAGUAGCCAAGGCUGGAUUCUACAGACUGACUUUCUGUAGCUAGACAUAUAUAUUGGGGGGGGAAAAGGACAUAUUGUAGCAAACAGAAUUCAGUAACAGUAUUGGGGAACAACCAGGAAAGCAUCCCUCAUCAGCUUGAGUUUUAACAAGAUAAUCAAAUGGGCUAUGUCAGCCUUGUUUCUAUGCAGCUCAAUGCUCUCAUGAAAAUCUCUGCCCGCAAAUAUUGCAAAGCAAGUGAAUGUGAAAUGCAUUACAUGGAAAACUUUGGAUCUGUUGUUUAGACUUAUGCGCUCUUUCACACUGAGCCACAUAGAGCUGAACUGCACAGAUCUUGUUAGUUUGUAGCGGAAAAAGAAAAAAAUCAGCAUGUCUCCUGCUGCAGACAAAGUUUAUGCAGGUCAAGAGGAUUCAUGCUGAUUUGUCUCAGUAGUCCUAUGUGGAUAUGGUUCCCUGACCCAAGUUAGUAAAGCAUUAACAAUCAGGUAGUUUAGUAGAAAAACUGGGGGGGGGGGGG
This is a messenger RNA of Terrapene triunguis (Three-toed box turtle), 2431 nucleotides long. RefSeq names its product zinc finger AN1-type containing 3 (gene ZFAND3). The transcript is spliced from 7 exons. Gene Ontology annotation, molecular function: DNA binding; zinc ion binding. NCBI's taxonomy places the organism in Eukaryota, Metazoa, Chordata, Testudines, Emydidae. Bases 270 to 980 code for a protein of 236 amino acids. The record is from RefSeq and is a predicted model, not a curated record.